AUGGCAACAAACAAGUAUACCGAGGCCUGCGCUGCUAUCCUCAACAGUUACGAUCCAAGUGGCAACUCACAGGACCUUCUCAAUAGUGCAAUAGAAGAACUGCCCCGGGCGUUUAGUUAUGAAUCGAAUAUUGAAAAGGCUAUCUCACUCAUGUGGCGAGUUCGGAACCAAUCUCUCAACCUCGUCCGCAUCAACGUUCUUCCGCCUGAGAUUAUAUCCCGUAUCUUCUGGUUUGCCCAGCGAUGCUGCUUACCAAAGAGUCAAUUUACAAGGAGGAACGAAAAAUCAGGAGACAACAUGGUAUAUCCCGAAACUGCGCUAGAGGUUUGUCACCGCUGGCGGGAGAUUGCACUAGCAUCACACGAUCUCUGGUCUCAUAUUGAUAUCGACUUGACAUCCGGGUCUGAAGGACCACUUUUCUCGCGGGCCUUGGCGUUUGCAGCACGUUCGAAUCAAGUACCGCUAUAUUUGCACAUACGAGUCGAUUUCUACUGCCGAGAGGACGAGCGUUUAUCAGAAUUCUGCCAUUCGAUUGUGUCGCGGACUCGCUCGAUUGAACUUCAAUGCGAUUGCCGGACACCCUUACACCGCAACGUUCUGCCUUUUUUAGCAAAUCUACUUUCAUGGGAUACCUCGGGAACGAUUCGUGGCUUCUAUAUUGAUGCGCAACCGAUGCAAGAGGCCCGCUUUUUGACUGCCAGUCAUAUACCUGUUUUCGAUGAACAUUCGCGUAUCUCUCUUACACAAAUCAUACCGCUCAAGGAGUCCAUUUUUGAAAAGACCAUGUCCCUCGUUACGAGUAUACGGUUGGUUGGUAUAUACCCUUGCUGGUCUAGCCGCGCAUAUGCUGGACUAGUCGAACUUGAUCUCGAUUCCACAGAGUCUGCUGGUACCAUUAUCUCGGAAUUAGCCCUCGCUGGUAUUUUGCGGGCUAGUCCAGGAUUACGAGCCUUUCGUUUCGGGCUCAAUAUGACUUUAGAAUCUGGAUACGGUUUAUUCGCACUCAGAUCAGUAAAGCUAGAACAUCUAGAGACGAUAAAACUCACUGGACGGUACACUACCGCUCAGGAAGCCGUGCUCCGUAUGAUUUAUCCUGGCCAAUUGCCAUUGCAAAUGAUUGUCGAGGUAAUACAACAUUAUAAAUCUGGUUCGCCAUCCUCCUACUGGAUCCAGUUCAUGAGCUUCGUCUCGCGUUCAAGAAUAGCCCAAUUGCACAUCAAAGGAGUGGCAGAAUCUCAAGCUAAAAUAUUCCUUGGGGGAUCAGAACUAUUUUCCUUGUUGCCUCAACUUCAGGUAUUAACCCUAUGUGAAGUGAUAGUUGGACAACCGUGCGAAGAGGUCCUAGAAGAUUAUGAUGCGGUUUCCUUUCUGCGCUUACUUCACGGAUAUUGCGACAGUCACUUUGGUCUAAAUCUUCAACUCGUUCGCUUAACCAAGUGCAAAAUUUACUGGAAUGACUUUCGCUAUAUGUCUGAAAUACAUCCAACCCAUGCAUUGAUAUUAGAACGGUGCCAUCUAGUUACUAUUCCGUCGAAUGGCAACAGAUUCUUUUUCAGCCAUAGGCAGGAUGUGAGGAGUACAUUAAUGAACAGAGUAAAAAGGGUUUUCCCCGCGGUAGAAUUCGAAGCUACCUAUGUUGAACUUGAGAAACUAAGCGAUUUCAGGCUUGCGUCUCCUAUGCCCUAUCAAAAGGCGCGAUAUCAGAAUAAUGCUACGCUUGCAGCGGAGGAAUCGGGGACAGAAUCCGGAGCCGGUAGCGCCUUUGCGGUUAACUCCAAUCCCAAUGCUCCGCCUGGACUCUUCGGUGCCCCUGCCUCCAGUGCCCUUUUUGGUUCCACGUGA
This is a messenger RNA of Rhizoctonia solani, 1842 nucleotides long. RefSeq lists its product as uncharacterized. The transcript has a single exon. The record is from RefSeq and is a predicted model, not a curated record. NCBI's taxonomy places the organism in Eukaryota, Fungi, Basidiomycota, Agaricomycetes, Cantharellales, Ceratobasidiaceae. The coding region runs from base 1 to 1842 and encodes 613 amino acids.